UGCAGAUUGUUAGCAGACCUAUGCGGCCGUGUAAAUUCUGUCCCGUGUGGAGGGGAAUGUUAGUGACUGUUAGAUGCCGAUCUUUUGCUUCCUCUGGACGUCAGGACAGUCCUAGGACACAAUCAUGAUGAUGAAUGGGAGCGUAAGAAGUAGGAGCGAGGUCUCCGAAUACAUGGAAGAGGAAAGCUUAAUCUGCAAAAGGCUGCCGAAAGAGCUCAUUUUGAGAAUAUUCUCGCAUUUAGACGUCGUGUCUCUGUGUCGGUGUGCUCAAGUUUCUAAGGCAUGGAACAUCCUUGCAUUGGAUGGGAGCAACUGGCAAAGAGUGGACUUGUUUGACUUCCAAGUAGACAUAGAGAGUUCAGUAGUUGAACACCUGUCCAGAAGAUGUGGCGGGUUCCUGAGACAACUGAGUCUGCGAGGGUGUCAGAGUGUACAGGACAGGGCACUAGAAAUAUUUGCUCAGAAUUGCAGAAACAUAGAGAGCCUUUGUCUUGCUGGGUGCAAAAAGAUUACCAAUGGGACCUGUAACAGUCUGGGAAAGUUCUCCCACAAGUUGUUGUGGUUAGACCUGGGCUCAUGUUCUCUCAUCACUGACAAUGCACUCAAGGCACUCAGUGAUGGCUGUCCCCUGUUGGAGUACCUGUCUAUAGCAUGGUGUGACCAAAUCACAGAAAACGGAAUAGAAGCUUUAGCAAGAGGGUGCAAUAAAUUACAAGUGCUCAUAGCCAAAGGUUGCAUAUUGCUGACAGACAGAGCCCUGAAGCACCUUGCCAGUUACUGUCCACUUGUUAGAACCCUGAACCUGCAUAGUUGCAAUAAUGUCACAGACGACGGGAUCAGACAUAUAAGCUCAGGCUGCCACCUGCUGGAGUCUCUGUGUGUGUCUGGCUGUACUCACCUGACAGAUGGAACACUGGUGGCACUGGGGGCAGGCUGCUACCAACUCAGAACACUAGAGUUGGCAGGGUGUUCUCAGUUCACAGACAACGGUUUCAUGGUGCUUGCUCGGAAUUGCCAUCACCUAGAGAGAAUGGACUUGGAAGAAUGUGUUCUGAUAACAGAUGCUACAUUAGGCCACCUCGCCGCUCACUGUCCAUGGUUGUCAAAGUUGAGUUUGUCGCACUGUGAGUUGAUAACAGACGAGGGCAUCAGACAGCUGGGGACAGGUGCGUGUGCACCUGAGCACCUGGAGGUCCUGGAACUCGACAACUGUCCGCUCAUCACAGACGCCUCGCUGGAGCACCUGAUGGGCUGCCAGAGUCUGGAGAGAAUCGAACUGUACGACUGUCAACUCAUCACAAGGGCCGGCAUCAGGAGACUCCGGGCCCAGCUUCCUAACAUCAAAGUCCACGCCUACUUCGCACCGGUCACCCCCCCACCCUCGGUCGGCGGCGGGCGGCAGCGCUACUGUCGCUGUUGUGUCAUCCUGUGAUCCGUUACAUCCACACGCCACAGGACUAACCUACGCUACAGGUUCCUACAAUUUGUGUAGGAAAACGUGUAUCUGCCACUGACUGCAAUGUUCCUCAGCAUGUUGGCAGAACGUACUGCACCUGCGUGAAACCUGUAAUGUAUUGUGCACAGCACUUGGGCAGAAUGUCUCAUAUAAGGUCGCAUUCUUUUAUAUAAGGUUAACAUUCCAUCUGUAGUUUUCAAAUGGUAUGUCUACAGUUUCCUACAAUUUGUGUAGAGAAAAAAUAA
Messenger RNA from Branchiostoma belcheri (Belcher's lancelet), 1701 nucleotides. RefSeq names its product F-box/LRR-repeat protein 20-like. NCBI's taxonomy places the organism in Eukaryota, Metazoa, Chordata, Leptocardii, Amphioxiformes, Branchiostomatidae. Gene Ontology annotation, biological process: SCF-dependent proteasomal ubiquitin-dependent protein catabolic process. Gene Ontology annotation, cellular component: SCF ubiquitin ligase complex. Gene Ontology annotation, molecular function: protein binding. The transcript is spliced from 15 exons. Bases 125 to 1432 code for a protein of 435 amino acids. The record is from RefSeq and is a predicted model, not a curated record.